This is a messenger RNA of Notolabrus celidotus (New Zealand spotty), 2544 nucleotides long. Its product is annotated as GTPase IMAP family member 7-like. The coding region runs from base 1375 to 2241 and encodes 288 amino acids. The record is from RefSeq and is a predicted model, not a curated record. The transcript has 6 exons. Lineage: Eukaryota; Metazoa; Chordata; Actinopteri; Labriformes; Labridae. Gene Ontology annotation, molecular function: GTP binding.
UGUAUAUAAAUUUAGGACUAUUAUCCAACUGUAACCCGCUGUAGCAGUCAUUCAACCAAAAAAGUUAAUUUAAAUAUAUUUUUUUUACAGAGAUUACGUGUAGUAAGUGAAGGGCUUUAAAGGUUUGAAGCUUGAUGCCUCAAUGGUUUCCUAAACCACACAUGCUAAAGCAGAGGUACUAUUUUGUGACCACCCAUCCAUGUGACAUAACACAAACGCAUCCAGUUUUGAUUUAGGUUACAUUGUAAAUGUGUCAUGACUGUCUGUGGCAUGCCCUCCAUCCUGAUUAGGUAUGAUAACUGCAGCCGAAGAAAAUAUGUAUGCAUAUUUUAGCAGUGAUUAACCCUAAGGACUUAUCCUGACAGAUGUCUCAUUUAACAUUCAUCCAUGAGUUUUGAACACCUAAAGGGAGUGGCAGAUAUAACUUCAGGUGGAAUGAUUCACUUGUGCCCCGGGAUACUCCUCCUCCACCCAAUGUUGGAAUGCUGAGCAGUCUGCUCACAAAGAAACCUGUUGUGCAUGCAAAAACACAUGUACGAGUGUGUUCUUAUGUGCAAAUUGGGAGUGGUGAGACAGGUAGCUCAGUGAGACUGCAAACUUCACCUGCGUAGGCUGCUUUUAUCUUUGUCAACUGGGAGUCGACAUGUCAUGAAGUUGUCUGGUUAGGAGACCGAAACUGAAGAAACAGAGUGCGGAGAGUCGACAAUAUACUAACACAGCCUUAAGGACCUUCAACAGCUGAGUAAGCAUGAUUCAAUUUAAAAUCUUUUUACUAAUCUAGAGAGGUUUGAGUACAAGGUAAAUGAAUGUAGAAGUUUGAUUGAAGCAGCUAGUCAUAUUGAUACAGUUUCACAGCCAUUUUUCUGUUUUGUUAAAAGGAACAUGUUAUGUAUUGUAGUAGUGACAAAAUGUUGUUGGACAAAUAGACCAAACAAGUGUGCGUGUCAUCUCGUUUUACGCUUGAAUUGAUUGUUUCAUUUCAAUGGUUGACUUUACCAUUCAAAGUUCUCAGAUGGUCGGUCGACUUCGUUGUGUGUUGUCAUAGCAAGGUUUUUGUAUCCUACGUCAAGUCUCCGUAUUUGUGAGCAUUUUUAGCUUGACGUGCAUGUUUGCAUAUCAAUCCAAAUAUAAAAGUACAGGUAGAAAGUAGUUUGACAGGACUGGCAAGGUGUGGCGUAUCAAGUGCACUAAGAUUAAAAGGAAAUGCAGGUAAAAAGAAAGAAAAUAAAGCCUUAUGCAAGAGCACAGUUAGUUUCAUGAAACAUGAAACAUGAUAGAAUGAAUGUGACAUGAUUCUUAAACUAUGUAAGAUAACUGUACUCAGAGACACUCCCUCUGCUUUUAUUUGGUUGAUGUGGCUUUACCUUUAACAUAAUGACUCUUACUUUCAUCCAUCUUAUUAUUAUUAUUAUCCUUUUACUCUUUACAGCCAUGAGUGAAACCCUGACAGGGAGCUACUUUGGCUCCUCACCUGAAGAGCUAAGACUGGUUCUUUUGGGAAACAUUGGAUGUGGAAAGACAUCUUCAGCAGACACUAUCCUAGACCAGAUGUCUCCCAUUUCUCCCAGUGGCUCCAGGAGCUGCCAACUCAGGCAGGGAGUCUCCGGAGGCAGGCGUUUGACCCUGGUGGAGGCUCCAAGGUGGUACUGGAGUGGCGGCAAGAUGGAGGACAGUGUCAGGAAGGAGACAGAACGAGCUAUGACACUGUUAGCACCGGGCCCACAUGCUAUUUUGCUACUGGUGCCGGUUAGCCAGUUCACAGAGAUGGAGGGUCGUGUGCCAGCAGAGCUGGAGGAGUUGUUUGGUAAGGAGGCACUGGAUCACACCCUGGUCCUGCUAACCUGUGGGGACUACUUAAUGGGAAGAUCAGUGGAGGGAUACCUGCAGAAAGAACACCCAGGACUGAGGGAGAUGAUUGAGAAAUGUAGGGGGAGAUACCAUGUGAUCAAUAAUCGUCACAGACAGGACACACAGCAGGUCCAAGAGCUGCUGAAGAAGGUGGAAAACAUGGUGCAGAAUAAGGGAGUUUACCACAUGAAAUCACCAGAGGAGAGAGAGUUGGAGAAACGGGUGAACGAAAGAAAGCGAGAACUCAUGGAGAGUUACCAAGCUCAAAAGGAGGAGAGACAGGUGGCUUUGUCAACACGCACCUCAAACACAGACACACGGAGGAGUACGAUAGAGGAGAGGAGAACAGCACUUUUCUGGAAAGACGGGAAGAGAAAGGAGGGAGGAGAUUGAUGCGACAGUAAGCAUGAGGCAAGUGUCAAACGGACUUCAUUCACUCCAACACCAGAGCAACAAUCUCACUCAGAGAUGUAUGAACACAGGGAGCUGAUAAGGACACCCAGUUUCAAACUCAAUGCAGAUGGAGCCAUACUCUCACAAAUGUCUGAGACCAACACAUCUUCUAAAGUGGUCACUACCUUGCACCACAGAAUCAACAGCUUUGAAGAGAGAUCCCCUGAGCCGUCUCCGACGACCUCUCAUUCUCCCGACUUCACCUCUUCCUCCUCCUCGCCAGUCUUCACUUCCACUUCCUCC